AUGGCCUCUGCAGGCGUCAUCGACACAAUCCUCCGCCAGCUGGCGACGGUCGACUUGUCCGCCAAGGACAAGUUUGAGGCCGCCGUCACGUUGCGCGACCACCUCGACCACUACACAUCCGGGCCGGUCUACCCACAGUUUCUGAAAAAGGUCAUGCCUGUCAUUAUCGGUAUCCUCAGUGGCCCGCCCAGCUUCCAGAGCGAGUCCUCGGAGCAGAAACUGCGCAACUGCAUGCUGGAAAUCAUCCACCGCUUCCCCUCCAUCCCCUCCCCACCCGAGCCGUUCGAGCCAUAUGCCGAAGAGACCAUCGACCUGCUCUCGCGCCUCAUCCGCACCGACAACGAAGACAAUGCGUGCCUGUGCAUAAAGACCGUCUGCGACAUCCUGCGCCACCAGUCCAAGGUCUGUGGUGCCAAGGCCCAGGCGUUCCUGCUUCUUGUCAAGGACCUGUUUGACCAGACAGAGCUCAUUGUCAAAAGCCAGCUCGACCAUGAGCAGCCGGCCGACGGCUCAGCUGCCGCCGGUGUUGGUGCCGGUCCCGGUGCAGCGGCACUAGCAGCAAGCGACCCAACGGCCCCCUCCACGCCGGGACCCUCACAUCCGCCUGGCUCACCCGUUGCUGGAGCAUCGCUCGAGGUUGACCGGCCGCUGCUCAAGGGCAUGCAGUCGUUCAAGGUGAUCGCCGAGUGCCCGAUCAUCGUCGUCAGCAUCUUCCAGAUGUACCGCUCGCUCAACAACAUCAAGCCCUUUAUCCCUGUCAUCAAGGCCGUGCUCAGCACGCACCCCAAAGCCCAGGACCGCGCGCACGCUGAGGCCAAUGCUCGGGGUGCCAACUUCUUCGGCAUGAGCCCGCUCAUCCGCAACAAGACGAGCUAUGGCGACUACAUUACGCUCAAGGUGAAGAUGAUGAGCUUCUUGGCCUAUGCCCUGCGCCAGCAUGCCGAUCUCAUGGCCGACUUCCUGCCGGCGCUGCCGUCCACCAUUGUCCGGCUGUUGCGUGACUGCCCGCGCGACAAGGCCGCCGCCCGCAAGGAGCUCAUCGUGGCCAUCCGCCACAUCAUCAACUUCAACUACCGCCUGAUCUUUGUUAGCGUCAUUGAGCAGUUCCUCGACGAGCGUACCCUCAUGGGCGACGGCCUGACCGUGCACGAGACCAUGCGUCCGCUCGCGUACAGCAUGCUGGCCGACCUGAUCCACCACGUCCGCGACCACCUGAAGCCGCCCAUCAUCCGCAAGACCGUCGCUAUCUACACGCGCAACCUGUUGGACGACUUUCCCGGCACCAGCUUCCAGACCAUGAGCGCCAAGCUGCUCCUGAACAUGGCCGAGUGCAUCGCCAAGAUGGACGACAAGGUCGAGGCCCGCUACCUCCUAGUCACCAUCCUCAACGCGAUUGCCGACAAGUUUGCCUCCAUGAACCGCCAGUACAACAACGCCGUCAAGCUGUCGGCCGACGUGCGCCGCCAGCAGGCCGACCAGCAGCGCAAGGCCGCUGCAUCGCCCACCGCCCUCGGCACGGCGGCCUUCUCCGAGACGUACCUGGCCGACAUGGACGCCACGGCACCCGCCUGGGACGAGAUCGACAUCUUCACCGCCGCCAUGCCCAUCAAGCUGAUCAACGCGCGCGAGCGAGGCCACGACCCGGUCGUGGACAACAAGUUCUUGUUCAAGACCCUCAUGCACGGGCUGCGGAACACCGUCUUCCAGCUCCGCGCCUGCACCCAAGCACCUGCCAUCGACCCGGCCAUCGCGCCCGCCGGCUGGUCCGAGGUCGCCAGCGGCUUCAACGCCGAGGAGGUCCAGGUCAUUGUCAAGCUGCUGCGCGAGGGCGCCCGCGUCUUCCGGUAUUACGAGGGCGUCAAGGACAAGAACGCCUCCGACGCUCACUACGCGUCCACGGUCGAGUACAUGGCCAACUUUUACAUGGCUUCCAGCAGCAAGGAGGAGAAGGACCUGCUCGAGAUGUUUGCGACCGUCUUCCACGUCAUCGACCCGGCCACGUUCAACGAGAUCUUUGGCCACGAGGUGCCGCAUCUCUUCGCCAUGACCCUCGAGCACCCGGCCCUGCUGCACAUCCCGCAGUUCUUUUUGGCCAGCGACGUCACGUCGCCCACCUUUUGCGGCAUGCUGCUGCGCUUCCUCAUGGACCACAUCGAGGAAGUCGGCCUGGCCGACGUCAAGAAGGCGUCUGUCCUGCUGCGCCUGUUCAAGCUUGCGUUUAUGGCCGUCACGCUCUUCGCUGCACAGAACGAGCAGAUUCUGCUGCCCUACGUCGUCGACAUCAUCAGCAAGUCUGUCGAGCUGUCGACCCACGCCCAAGAGCCCAUGAACUACUUCUUCCUGCUCCGCUCGCUCUUCCGUAGCAUCGGAGGCGGCAAGUUUGAGCACCUCUACAAGCAGAUUCUGCCGCUCCUCGAGAUGCUGCUGGACGUCCUCAACAACCUCCUGCUGGCCGCCCGCAAGCCGGUCGAGCGCGACCUAUAUGUCGAGCUGUGUCUGACGGUGCCCGCCCGUCUCAGCAACCUCCUGCCGCACCUCAACUUCCUGAUGCGCCCCCUCGUCGCCGCCCUCCGCGCUGGCUCGGAUAUGAUUGGUCAGGGACUGCGUACCCUUGAGCUCUGCGUCGAUAAUCUUACUGCGGAAUACCUCGAUCCGCUGAUGGCGCCGGUCCUCGACGAGCUCAUGCCCGCCCUCUACGACCAGCUGCGCCCGCAUCCGUACAGCCACUUCCACGCACACACCGCCAUGCGCAUCCUCGGCAAGCUCGGCGGCCGCAACCGCAAGCACAUGACCGACCACCUGCCCCUGACGUUCAAGCAGUACAUUGACGACGUGCCGAGCUUCGACGUGCGCCUCGUGGGCUCUAAGAAGGACCGCGCCUUCAAUGCCGACCUGGGUCUCGAGCUUGCCCUCCAGAAAAUCAUGGAGGUGCCCAGCAAGCCGGUCAAGGGCCCCAUUCCCAAGCAGUCCGACGCGUACUACAAGAAGCAGGCUCUGCAGAUGAUUGAGGCGCAGAUCAAGAUCCGCAUUGGCUACGACAAGAGCGUGCCCGAGGACCUGCCUCGUCUUGUCCGCCUGCAGGCGCAGGACCUGCUCGCGCGCAAGUUUGACGUCGACCUGGGCCCCUUUGAGGAGAUCCACCGCGACCGCUCCGUUGCCAAGAAGCGCGAUCAGGAGGAGGUCCUGACGCGCCUGCUCAAGGCGCUUCUGUACGCCGAGUCCAUUCCCGAGCUGCGCGACGAGGCCGACGCGUUCCUGAUGAACAUCUGCCGCCACUUUGUCGUGCUCGACGUGGGCCGCUCCCUUGUUAAUGCCAAGAAGGCCAGCACAACGUUUGACGCCACGACGGGCGAAGGACCCCUGGUCGUCGAUGCCCACAUCCUGGCCGACGCCCUGCUGGACUCGCUCGCGUCCAUGCUGCCCGAAGUCCGCGAGGCUGCGCAGCGUGCCAUCCGCGUCAUGUUCGAGACGGCCGCUACCAUCUUCGGCUCGGAGCGCCACGUUCAUGUCCUCGAGUUCUUUGGCCACCUCUCGUCCACCUUUACGCACGGCUGUUACGUUGAAGAGUGGUUCCUCAAGACCGGUGCCUGCCUCGGCAUCCAUACCCUGCUCACUGAAAUCGACCUCGGCGAGGCAUGGGUCGACUCUGUCCAGAUGGACUUUAUCCGCGCGCUGCUCUUUGUCGUCAAGGACAUGCCGCCCGACCUGCCGGACACGACUAUGCGUCUCGCCCAGAAGACGCUCGAGGCGCUCCUGGACCGAGUCACCAAGGGCCUCACCAAGGACGACGUGGUGCCCGCCAAGGACCAUGCCCAUCCACGAGCGGAGCAGGACAACAAACGCAAUUCGCAGACGCCCCAGCCGCCUCAGGCAUCGCCUGCGCCUCAGACGACACCUCAACCCACGCCCACACCCGCGCCCGCCGCAGUCGCACAGGGUACACCGCAGCCGGCGGCAGCGGCAGCGACAUCGACGCCCGCUCCGUCGACCACCGCUGUGGCAGCGCCGAAGAGCACCCGCGCGCGCCGUCUCCCCACGACCUGCAACCUCCUGGCCAUGGAGCUGUCACACAUGAACAAGCACGUCCGCAGUACUGCGAAGAAAUCGCUGGAGCAGAUUGCCAAGAACAUUGAUGCCCAGGUCUGGGAGAUUAUCGAGCCCCACAAGGAGCGUCUGCUCACGCCGCUGUUCCAGAAGCCGUUGCGUGCACUGCCGUUUGCGAUCCAGAUUGGCCUUAUUGACGCCCUGACCUACUUCCUGACGCUCAAGACCGACUUUGUGGCCAUUGACGACGACGUCGACCGCCUCCUCACGGAGGCCCUGGCGUUGUCCGAUGCCAGCGACACGUCGCUGGCCGGCAAGUCCGCCGAGUUCCGCACGCAUAACCACAUUGUCCAGUUGCGCGUGGCGUGCAUCCGCAUCCUCAGCACGGCCAUGGGCUUCGACGAGUACCAGCGCAACAAGGACAACAAACCCAGCGUCACCCGUGCCGCCAUUGUCUCCAUGUUCUUCAAUCGACUCUAUGCCGAUUCCGAUCCGACGAGCGAGGCGGCCAAUGAGGCACUGAAGCGUGUUUUCAUGUACACCAGCAAGCUGCCCAAGGACCUGCUGCAACAGGGCCUGCGCCCCGUCCUCGCUAGUUUACAGGACGCGAAGCGCCUGACGCCCGAAAAUCUCGAACACCUGGCCCUGUUGUUGCGCUUGCUGACAAACUACUUCAAGGUCGAGAUUGGUUCACGGCUGCUCGACCACGUGGGCAAACUGGCGCAGCCGGCCGAGAUCCAGCGGGUGUCGUUUAUGCUCUACGAGCAGAGCGUGCUGAUGAACACCAUUGUCGGCGUCUUUGGCAUCUUUCCGCUGCUGCCCGACGCUGCCCGCAUGUACAAGGAGCGCAUCAUCGACGCCGUGCUCGACCUUGAGGAGAAGCUGCGCCGCACCCACCAUAGUCCGCUGCGUGCGCCCGUCUACAAAUACCUCAACCGCUAUCCCGACGAGUGCUGCAACCUGCUGACAAGCCGCAUUGAACAGCUCAAGUACGGCAGGUUCCUGGCACAGGCGCUGGACGACCCCGACAGCCAGGCCAUCCGCGACUACUGCGACGCCCACGUCGACGAGCUCAUCAAGAGCUGCAACACGAUUGUUGAGGAGCAGAAGGAGACGCGCUUUGUGGCCGUCAUCAACACGGUGCACAUCCUGCACUCGCUGGCCGCCCACCACAGCACGGCCGUGCCCUGGAUGGAGAAAAAGGAGAACCUGAUGUGGCUCAAGGCGGUGGCCAAGACGCUCGAGGAGCGCCUGCGCGCCAACGCCUACCCGCCGGAGCUCCGCCUGGCCGCCAACCAGGCCGCCGAGCAGCUCAUGGCGAUCUUGACCAAGUACCUCGAUCUCCACGUCGACGACACCGACAUGCUGCUCAGCCUGGUCGAGUGCGUCACGGCCGAAGACCUGCGCGCGACGCCCGCGUUCCACGCGCACAUCUACAAGAAGAUUGUCUGCAACGAGUCGGUCGACUUUUGCCGCUCGCUCGUUCUGCGCUGCCUCGAGGUAUACGCGGGCAAGAAGGCCAGCCACAAGACCAAGUCGUACCUGCUGCACAACAUGGUCAACCCCAUCGUCGCCAUGGACGUCAUGCGCCACUGGGACCGCCUGGGCGAGAAGGACAAGGACAAGGGCUCGCCGCUGUUCGCCGACAAGCAGAUUCUCGAGUCCAUCAACAGCAAGAUCUGGCAGGCUAGCAUGGUCGACAGCCAGGACGACGCCGCCGCGGCCGCGGUGGGCGGUGUCGACUACACACGCAUGGAGGUGAUGCAGCUGACGGCGAUGAUUGUCAAGUACCACCACGUCAUCCUGCAGGACCUGCGCAAGGACACCAUCAAGUUUGGCUGGACCUACAUUCGCAACGACGACGCGAUGAACAAGAACGCUGCCUAUGUGCUCCUCGGCUACUUCAUUGCCCAUUACGAGACGCCCGUCAAGAUCGUGUCGCAGGUCUACUACUCGCUGCUCAAGACCAACCAGAGCGAGGGCCGCGCGCUCGUCAGCCAGGCGCUCGAGCUGAUUGCGCCUGUUCUGCCCAAGCGCUUCAAGCCCAAAGGCGACGACCGCAACGCUGCCGUCUGGGCCGCCGCGCCGCGCCGCAUCCUCGCCGAGGAGAGCCACAACGCCCAGCAGACGAGCAGCAUCUUCCAGUUCCUCGUGCGCCACCCGGACCUCUUUUACGAGUUGCGCGAUAAGUUUACCAUGCUCAUCAUCCUGUCGCUGCAGCGCGUCGCCAGCCCCGCCAAUGCGUCCAGCGAGAGCAAACGCCUCGCACUCAACCUCAUGUGGCUCAUCUGGCAGUGGGAGUACCGUCGUGUCGAGGGCAAGCCGAUCGAAGAGGCGAACGGCGCCAUCUCGGGAUCGUCUGCUUCACCCUCGGCAGCGCGCUCCACGUCCGCGUCCCCAAUGUCGCGCAAGCGCCGUCUCGAGGGGGACGAGCCUGGCGACCCGUCGUCGGGCGGCUCGCCGUCGGGCCAGGCGCCGGCUGCACCGGCGGUCGCACCUGUGAAGGAGUACCAGGUGCCGCAGGUGGGCCGGCAAAAGAUGCUGCGUUUCUUGGUCAAAUUCAUUGCACAGCUGAACGAGCGCUAUGAGCUGCCGUCGUCCAAGCCCAAGGACCCGAGCGCCCUGGCCCUGCAGUCGCCGAAUCCCUGGAGCGACAUGUGCAAGAGGUCCAUGGCGCUGCUGUACAACCUGCUGCAUCCGCGCUACUGGGGCAUCAGCGACGUCGAGCUGCAGUCCAAUGCGACGGACGUCGUCCUCGCCAGCGACAAGACGUCCCAGGCCCUGGCCAACGACCAGCCCGAGAAGGAGACCGAGGACAAGUUCAUCAACAACAUUAUCAACAUGCUGCAGGUCGUGCGCGUGAUCCUCAACUUCCAGACCGACGAGUGGAUCGUGGCAAACAUUGAAGUGAUCCAGAAGAUCCUGGAGCGCAGUCUCAAGUCGGACAACCCCGAGGUGCAGGACUGCCUGCACACCGAGACGACCGACCACGAUGACGGCCGCAAGCUCAAGUCGAUCGUGGCGCGCGUGCUUGAGACGGUGCCCGAGGACGUGCAGAUGGAGGACGCCGACGGCGAGGGCGAGUCGGAGACCCAGCAGCCGUCGGAGUUUGUCACGUUCCUGUCCAACAUCGCCACGGAGACGCUCGGCGCCAACAACUACAUGGCCGGCAUCAACAUCCUGUGGUCGCUCGCCGCGCGUCGCCCAACGGCCGUGGAUGUACACAUUCCGGCGAUUCUCAAGGCGCUGCAGGCGAAGCUGGGCCGCGAGCAUCUCGCACACUACGCCUUCAUGGCGACCAUUGCCAACAAUCCGCACCACGCGCGCGCGCAGCAGCAGCAGCAGGAUCCGGCGGCGGCGGCGGCCGAGAUGACGCCCUACAACCUGGAAAUCCAGACGGGCCUCAUCAUCAAGGCGAUCGACGUCGCCGCCAAGCGCAUCGAGACGCUCGGCGACAACCGCCGGCCGUUCCUCAGUGUGCUGGCCAACCUGGUGGAAAAGUCGCAGCACAUUGGCCUGUGCACCAAGAUUCUCGAUAUGGUCGAGGGCUGGGUGUUCAAGUCGGAGGGCACAUGGCCCACGCUCAAGGAAAAGACGGCGGUGCUGCACAAGAUGCUGGGCUUUGAGCACCGACCGGACCUCACGAUGCUGCAGAAGUUCCUCGACCUCGUCAUCCGCAUCUACGAGGACCCCAAGAUUGCGCGCACGGAGAUCACAGUGCGCCUGGAGCACGCGUUCCUCAUCGGCACACGCGCCCAGGACGUCGACACGCGCAACCGCUUCCUCAACGUGUUCAGCCGCAGCCUGGCCAAGGCCGCCAGCGACCGCCUCAUGUUUGUCAUCACCGACCAGAACUGGGAGAUGCUGGCAGACACCUUCUGGCUGUCGCAGGCGUCGCACCUGCUCAUGGGCGCCGUCGAGAUGAACGCGACCGCGCAGCUGCACCCCGAAGACAUCCGCGUGCAGACGCUGUCGCAGCUCUACGGCAUCUACAGCAAGGACAACCGCGAGCCGGAGCUGAUGAUGGACGACAAGUACGAGGCGCUCAUGGCGGGCGUGCGCAAGCACGUGGCCGGCCUGGCCGACGUCAAGGUGCGCGACCUGCUCGAGCCGCUGACGCAGCUGCAGCACACGGACAACCACACCGCCAACGAGCUGUGGGUGAUGCUCUUCCCGCUCUUCUGGGGCGCGACGCUGCGCGAGGACCGGCCGGAGCUCGAGCGCGGGCUCGUCGGCCUGCUCACCAAGGACUACCACAACCGGCAGAUGGACAAGCGGCCCAACGUGAUCCAGGCGCUGCUGGCCGGCGCGUCGCGCGCCUGGCCCGACUGCAAGAUCCCGCCGCACGUCAUGAAGCACCUGGCCCGCAUAUUCGACGUGUGGUACGUGGCGCUGACGCAGCUGGAGCGGUCGGCCAUCUUCCCUGAGGUCGCGUCGGCGCGCGUGCGCGAGAGCAACCUGGACGCGCUCGUGGAGCUGUACGCGGACCUCAAGGAGGAGGACCUGUUCUACGGCACGUGGCGGCGGCGCUGCCGCUUCCUCGAGACCAACUCGGGCCUGUCGUACGAGCAGAACGGCAUGUGGGACAAGGCGCAGCGCAUGUACGAGGCGGCGCAGGUCAAGGCCCGGACGAGCGUGGUGCCGUAUUCGCAGGCCGAGUACAUGCUGUGGGAAGACCACUGGGUGAUUUGCGCGCAGAAGCUGCAGCAGUGGGACAUUCUGCAGGACUUUGCCAAGCACGAGAAUUUCCAGGACCUACUGCUGGAGUGCGCGUGGCGCAACUUUGACAUGUGGCAGGAACAGACGAGCCGCGACCAGCUGGACGGCCUGAUCAAGGGCGUCAUGGACGCGCCGACGCCGCGCCGCGCGUUCUUCCAGUCGUUUAUGAGCCUGCUGCGGUUUCACCACAAGCAGGAGGCGGCGCAGGAGUUCAACCGAUCGACAGACGAGGCCAUCCAACUGUCGAUCCGUAAGUGGCACCAGCUGCCCCGCCGCCUGACCAACGCCCACAUCCCACUCAUGCAGCAGUUCCAACUCAUGGUGGAGAUCCACGACGCGAGCAUCAUCAGCAACAGUCUUUCGACGACGGUCUACACGAAUCUCGACGCCAAGUCGUCCGAGCUCAAGCUGCUGCUGGGAUCGUGGCGCGACCGGCUGCCCAACAUGUGGGACGACGUCCUCGCGUGGCAGGACCUGGUGACGUGGCGCCAGCACAUCUUCAACCUCAUCAACAACACGUACCUCAACCUGCUGCCGGCGCAGGGCGGUGGACAGCCGGCGGGCAGCUCGUCGUUUGCGUACCGCGGCUACCACGAGACGGCGUGGAUCAUUAACCGGUUCGCGCACGUCGCCCGCAAGCACGACCUGUCGGAGGUGUGCAUCAACCAGCUGGGCCGCAUCUACACGCUGCCCAACAUCGAAAUCCAGGAGGCGUUUUUGAAGCUGCGUGAGCAGGCCAAGUGCCACUUCCAGAACCCCGACGAGCUGACCAGCGGGCUCGACGUGAUCAACAACACGAACCUCAACUACUUCAACGCGCCGCAAAAGGCCGAGUUCUACACGCUCAAGGGCAUGUUCCUCGAGAAGCUGAGCCAGAAGGAGGACGCCAACGUGGCCUUUGGGACGGCGCUGCACUACGACAUCACGACGCCCAAGGCGUGGGCCGAGUGGGGCUUCUUCAACGACCGCAUCUUCCAGGCCGAGCCGACCAACUACACCGUGGCGCGCCAGGCGCUGACCUGCUACCUCCAGGCGUCUGCGAGCUACAAGAACGCCAAGGUGCGGAAGCUCAUCUCGCGCAUCCUGUGGCUGCUCAGCCUCGACGACGCGCAGGGCACGAUUGCCAGUGGCUUUGACGACUUCAAGGGAGAGAUGGCCACGUGGUACUGGAUCACGUUCAUCCCGCAGCUGCUCUCCGGCCUCAACCACAAGGAGGCGCCGCGGACGCACGAGAUCCUGCUCGAGAUUGCCCAGACCUACCCGCAGGCGCUGUACUUUGUGCUGCGCACCAGCCGCGAGGACAUGCUGCAGAUCAAGAAGAACCAGGAAGCACGCGAGGCCAAGCUCGCCCAGCAGCAAGCGGCCCAGGCAGCGGCACUGGCACAGGCCGCCAAGCAGGGCAGCGCGUCGCCGUCGCAGACCAAGACCGCCGCCGGUGCGGCGUCCGGCACACCCGCACCUGCCUCGGCCACGCAGUCGCCCCAGCAGCAGAACAAGCAGACGCCGACGCCGACGCCGCAGCCGCAGCCGCAGCCGACCGCUGCCAAGACAGAGGGCGGUGCGUCCCGGCCGGGCACCGCCAACGGCGCCGCGGACGGCACCCCAGCGCCAGCAAACGGAGCCGCCGCUACGACACCCGCCGCGCCGGCCAGUGCAUCGGGCACGCCAGUACCACCUGGGACCACCCCGGCACCUGCGGCCAGCGCAGCCACGCCGGCGUCUGCGUCCGGCACACCUGCACCAGCCAUCAAGACCGAGGCCGGCACGGAAGGCGCUGCGGCUCCCGCCGCCAGUGCUGCUGGAAGCAACAAGGCCAACAGUGCGGCCACGACACCAGUGCCACCGCCUGUGCCUGCGCCUGCGCCUGCGCCUGCGUCCGCCACACCGGCUGCAGCUGGUGCUGCGGCGGGCACGCCGGCACGCAACGGGUCCGCCACACCGGCUCCCAAUGGCGUCGCCGCCCAGCAAGCCAAGGCCGCGGGCGGCGACGGGUCUCCGGCGGCGGCCGCCGCCGCUGCUACCGCGGGCCGCGUGCAGGCCAACGGUGGCAAGCGCCACCCCUGGGACUACAUGGAGGAGAUCCUCGUGGUGCUCAAGUCGUCGUUCCCGCUGCUGGCACUGUCCAUGGAGACGGUGAUUGACCAGAUCCAGAAGCACCUCAAGUGCCCACCCGACGAAGAUGCGUACCGACUCAUUGUUGCUCUCCUUAACGACGCCAUGUCCUACAUCAGCCGGUCGCCUACGUCUUAUAGUAAGGAUGUGAAGCUGCCCACUGCGACUGAGUCGAACAUCAUGCGGUUCGCCGAAACCGUGCUUCCGACGCAUAUCAGGCCCAUGUUUGAAGCCGAGUUCGUUGCGGUGCGCCCCACUAUGUAUGAGUACAUCCAGAACCUGCGUCAAUGGCGCAACAAGUUUGAAGACAAGCUGGACCGCCGCUCCAACAAGGUGCCGCUCGAGCAGCUGUCGCCGCACCUGUGCGAGUUCCGCUACCUCAAGAUGGACGACAUUGAGAUUCCUGGCCAGUACCUGCAGCUCAAGGACAAGAACUCGGACUUUAUCCGCAUCGACCGGUUCAUCCCGCAAGUCGAGCUGAUCCGGACCGUCGGCGUCUCACACCGCCGCAUCCGCAUCCGCGGCCACGACGGCAGCAUCCACCCGUUCGCAGUCCAGCAACCGACGGCCCGUAACUGCCGCCGUGAGGAGCGGGCCCUGCAACUGUUCCGCCAGCUCAACCAGCGUCUGAGCCACAAGAAGGAGAGCCGUCGCCGGGACCUGCAGUUCACGCUGCCGCUGGUCGUGCCGGUUGCGCAGCAUAUCCGACUGGUGCAAGACGACCCGUCGUACGUGUCGAUGCAGACCAUCUACGAAGAACACUGCCGCGAGAAUGGCUUCUCUAAGGACGACGCCGCCAUUCACACCAUGGAGAAGCUGGCGGUCUUGAUCGACAGUAAGACAACGGUACGUUUACACGCUCGUCACCACAUGCCAACGCAGACCAUCGCACUAACAGACAACCCACAGAAGCAAAACGACCAGCAGGCUAUGGGCGCGCGGGCCGAAGUGCUCGAGGCGAUCCAGGCGCGCAUGGUGCCCAACACGGUGCUCAUCAAUUACUUCCAGCGGACGUUCCCCGACUUUGGCGACUACUUCUUGUUCCGCCGCCGCUUCGCGUACCAGUACGCAGCAACGACGUUCAUGACCUUUAUCCUGUGCGCCGACAAGCGCUACCCCCACAAGAUCAACAUUGGCCGGGGCACGGGCAACGUGUGGAGCGCCGACGUGAUGCCCUUCAUGCCCACCGUGAGCCCGUACUUUAAGAACCCCGAGCCUGUGCCCUUCCGCCUCACGCCCAACCUGCAGGCGCUGAUGGGCCCGCUGGCCGUCGAGGGCAUCUUCAGCUGCUCCAUCAUGGCCAUUGCCCGCAGCCUCGCGGAGCCCGAGCAGGAGCUGUCGUACGCGCUCACGCUCUUUGUCCGCGACGAGAUUGUCUACUGGUUCACGAGCAACCGCCACGCCCAGCAGAUGACCGAGGACAAGCUGCGCCGCGCCGUCCAGGCCAACGUCGACGUCGUCACCAAGCGCGCCGUCAGCCUGGCCCAGACGCCCGUCGGCAACCUGCCCGCCUACCAGACGGUUAUUGACUUGAUUGCCAAGGCCACCAACCCGGUAAACCUCGCCAUGUGCGACGUGCUCUGGAUGGCGUUUUUGUAA
Molecule: messenger RNA, 12474 nt
Organism: Sporothrix schenckii 1099-18
Lineage: Eukaryota; Fungi; Ascomycota; Sordariomycetes; Ophiostomatales; Ophiostomataceae
Product: transformation/transcription domain-associated protein
Exons: 1
Coding region: 1-12474 (4157 amino acids)
Biological process (GO): regulation of DNA-templated transcription; DNA repair
Cellular component (GO): nucleus; SAGA complex; NuA4 histone acetyltransferase complex
Molecular function (GO): protein binding; transcription coregulator activity
Source: RefSeq, a predicted model, not a curated record